Molecule: messenger RNA, 791 nt
Organism: Dermacentor silvarum
Lineage: Eukaryota; Metazoa; Arthropoda; Arachnida; Ixodida; Ixodidae
Product: piggyBac transposable element-derived protein 4-like
Exons: 1
Coding region: 20-691 (223 amino acids)
Source: RefSeq, a predicted model, not a curated record
GAGACCAAACAGAAAAGACAUGCCUCCAGAUUUCCAGACGAAGAAGCUGAAGAAGGGAGAGGUGCAAGCCUACCAGCGCGGUAAAUGUAUUGCUCUCCAAUGGCGAGACAAAAAAGUAGUCUUCAUCAUGAGCACAGUGCACACUGCAAGCGUGGAGACUUUCAAAGAUUCGAAAGGGCGAGACGUCACAAAGCCCAGCAUCGUGCGUGAUUAUAAUCACACGAUGGGCGGUGUGGACAAGUCAGAUCAGAUGCUGUCCGACUACCCUGUCCCUAGAAAACGGCAGAAGAUCUACUACAAGAUCUUUCGACACUCGAUCGAUGAAGCGACGUUUAACUCUUUUGUCUUGUACCAAAAAGACGGAGGGAAGAUGAGCCACCUUGACUACCGCCUCGCCCUAAUUGAGGCGAUCCUGACUAGGUACCUUGAUCCUUCAAAAAAGACAAAGCACGGCCGAUCGUCUGAUGUGCUUGACGCUGUGUGUCUCAAGGAACGGCACUUUGCUUACAUCCCGCCAAGCGAAACCAAAGCAGUGCCAACAAGAAAAUGCUUCAUUUGCUGUCGGAAGCGAGGAGAAAACGGGAAAAAGUUGAGAAAGGAAACUCGCUUUUGGUGCAGGAGCUGCAACAAGCCGCUUUACAUUAUUCCAUGUUUCGAAAUUUUCCACACAGUCCCGAAGCUUCCCGAGUGAAAUAGCCCAAGGGUACUUAGCCUACACAAGGGAACAAAGAUGUGACGUCUGCAACUGUUCUUUAUAAGGUUUUUAUUUAUAUUAGCAGCAGGUAGCUAGU